Myzus persicae (green peach aphid) is the source of this 828-nucleotide messenger RNA. RefSeq names its product rRNA-processing protein FCF1 homolog (gene Bka). The record is from RefSeq and is a predicted model, not a curated record. Gene Ontology annotation, cellular component: small-subunit processome; nucleolus. Lineage: Eukaryota; Metazoa; Arthropoda; Insecta; Hemiptera; Aphididae. The transcript has 7 exons. The coding region runs from base 175 to 783 and encodes 202 amino acids.
UUGAGUGAUUGAUAACUAAUAACAACACGCAUGGUUAUUCCACAAAUGAAUAAAUUAUGUCAACAUUGAACAUUUGAACAUUGUCAAUUUGCGAUGAUAAAUAUAAAAUAUUAGUAAUCUACUAUAUUAUAUUAGUUUAUUAAUUAAUUAUAGUGUAGCCAUUGCUUGUUUAAAAUGACUAAGACUAAGAAAAGUAAAAAAAUUCUUAACAAACAAUUUGCUGUUAUGAAGAAGACAAUCAAACCAACAGAUUCAAGAAUAAAAGAAGAAAAAAGAACUAUUAUAAAGAAAAAGAUAAAUGAAAAUAAAACUGUCACCGUUCGUCAAGUAGCUCAAACAAGUUCAGCUUUGUUUUUCCAGUUUAACACACAGUUAGGACCACCCUAUCACAUCUUAGUAGAUACCAAUUUUAUCAGUUUUUCUAUAAAAUAUAAAAUGGAUGUGGUUCAAAACAUGAUGGAUUGUCUAUAUGCUAAAUGUAUACCAUAUGUAACGGAUUGUAUUGUUGGUGAAUUGGAAAAAUUAGGUCAAAAGUAUAAAAUAGCUUUGAAAAUUGUUAAAGAUCCAAGAUUCCAAAGAAUACAGUGUAUGCAUCCAGGCACAUAUGCUGAUGAUUGUUUAGUUCAACGAGUUACUCAACAUAAAUGUUAUAUAGUAGCUACAUGUGAUAGGGAUUUAAAGAGGCGUAUUAGAAAAAUUCCUGGUGUACCGCUUAUGUAUAUUGCUCAAAGAAGAUAUACCAUUGAAAGAAUGCCUGAUGCUUAUGGUGCUCCUAAAAAAUAACUUAUAAUGUAACAUAUUCAAAUAUAAAUUUUAAUAUUUUGGUUA